Anguilla rostrata (American eel) is the source of this 729-nucleotide messenger RNA. It is a transcript of the gene hspb1, whose product is annotated as heat shock protein, alpha-crystallin-related, 1. Gene Ontology annotation, cellular component: cytoplasm; nucleus. The record is from RefSeq and is a predicted model, not a curated record. The transcript has 3 exons. The coding region runs from base 82 to 681 and encodes 199 amino acids. NCBI's taxonomy places the organism in Eukaryota, Metazoa, Chordata, Actinopteri, Anguilliformes, Anguillidae. Gene Ontology annotation, biological process: protein refolding; negative regulation of apoptotic process; response to heat.
CAGGCAGGGGAGAGAGAGGCCAUAACUCGCAGACGGCUGAGAGAGAGAGAGAGAGUCAGGGACUCCGUCUUUUGGAAAGCAAUGGAGCGACGUGUUCCCUUCACCUUCCUGCGCACCCCCAGCUGGGACCCCUUCCGGGACUGGCUCCAGGGCAGCCGGCUCUUCGACCAGUCCUUCGGCAUGCCCGCCGUGCCGGAGGAGUGGUACAACUGGCCGGGCGCCCAGUGGCCCGGGUACAUGCGCCCGGCUGCCCCCCUGGUAGAGGCGGCCGCGGCAGCAGCAACGGCGGGACCCCUGAUGGGGCCUCCUCCGUCCCCCUACGCCCGCGCCCUGUCCCGCCAGCUCAGCAGCGGCGUGUCCGAGAUCAAGCAGACCCCCGAGCAGUGGAAGGUCAGCCUGGACGUCAAUCACUUCUCACCCGAGGAGCUGGUGGUGAAGACCAAGGAUGGGAUGGUGGAGAUCACAGGGAAACACGAGGAGAGGAAGGAUGAGCAUGGCUUUGUGUCCAGAUGUUUCACCAGAAAGUACACACUGCCCCCUGGCACCGAUGCUGAGAAGGUCUCAUCCUCCCUGUCUCCAGAGGGCGUCUUAACCGUGGAGGUCCCUCUGCCCAAGCCAGCGAUUCAGUCAGCCGAGGUCACCAUCCCCGUGACCAAGGCUGUGAGCGAAGCCAAGAAAUAAAAAAGGGGGCUUUUGCCGAGGUCCCGCAGCGUCGCUGCGAUCAGGGGG